Messenger RNA from Mycotypha africana, 1407 nucleotides. RefSeq lists its product as uncharacterized. Lineage: Eukaryota; Fungi; Mucoromycota; Mucoromycetes; Mucorales; Mycotyphaceae. Bases 1 to 1407 code for a protein of 468 amino acids. Gene Ontology annotation, molecular function: molybdate ion transmembrane transporter activity. The record is from RefSeq and is a predicted model, not a curated record. Gene Ontology annotation, biological process: molybdate ion transport. The transcript is spliced from 4 exons.
AUGAUAACGAUCUUGAAGAUUUCAGGGAGUCUAGGUGAUUUAGGCACACUUUUGCCAAUUAUGAUGUCCCUGUCGUUGAGCGGACAGAUCAAUUUGACAAGUACUCUAUGGUUUACCGGCAUAUGGAACAUUUUUUCGGGUUUGAUGUUUCAGGUACCUGUUUGCGUUCAACCUAUGAAAGCAAUUGCUGCUGUUGUUAUGACAAAAAAUAUGGAUAUUCAGGAGAACAUGUCUGCUGGUUUGGCCGUCGCAAUGUUCGUUUUUUUCUUAGGUAUAACACGAACGGUUUAUCUUGUAGGAUCAUAUACGCCGCCUGCUAUUGUGAAAGGACUACAGCUGGGCACCGCUAUACAACUCAUACUAAAGGCUCAGAAAAUGGUUCCGACGUUGGGAUGGGCAGUAGAUAGAUCAAACUGGUCCGACAAUAAUGUAUGGGUUCUUCUAUCCUUCAUAUUUGUCGUUGCGUGUUAUCGUACAAGGAUUCCCUCUGCUUUAAUCUUAUUCUUCAUUGGUUUGAUCUUUGCUCUUGUGUAUAUGUACGCGACUGCUGCUGGGAAAAAUCUGCCGCGACCCUCGGUCAUAGGCGGGCAUUAUCCAGAUAGUAUCAUUAUUCCUUCGCCAGAGCAAUUCAAAAAUGGUUUACUUAAUGCGGGGCUUGGCCAACUUCCAUUGACACUGUUGAAUUCUGUCAUUGCUUUAAGUGCUUUAAUUGAAGAGUUAUUCCCCAAAAAACACGCUAAUUCAUCCAACAUAGCUAUGAGUGUAGGUGUCAUGAAUUUAAUUGGUUGCUGGUUCGGGGCCAUGCCUGUGUGUCAUGGUUCCGGUGGUUUAGCAGGACAAUAUCGCUUUGGUGCUCGAUCAGAAGUAUCUGUUGUUUUCCUAGGACUGUGCAAACUCAUUCUAGGUAUUUUGUUUGGUGCUUCUUUGGUAGGGCUUCUGGAAGCAUUCCCCAAAUCUAUUUUAGCAGUGAUGUUAUUUAUUUCAGGUGUUGAAUUAGGUUGUGCUGCGAAAUCUGUGAGUGACAUCCAUGAAGAUGAAUUUCGGAAAAGGGAAGACUUUGUAGUGAUGCUGUUGACAACUGGGUCCUUAGUAGCUUAUUCCAAUGAUGGUAUCGGUUUCUGUACGGGUUUAGUAUCUGCAGCACUUUUAUCAAUACAGAGGUUAGGAUUGAAAACUUGGUUUCGAAACGUAACCAACAGUAUCAAGUCCAUACCCUACGUCUGGACACACCAAACAUUCAAGCCCCUUGAAAUACCCAUUGCACAACGAAUGGAAACUUCUGAAGAAGGUAUAUCUGUUGCAUCCAAUCAUAAGCAAACUUUAUAUGGCUCUCAACCAUCUGAGCCCUCAAAUCAGUCACUUUCUUCUAUCAAUAUAUCAAAUACACAAACAUUUACGAAAAAAUAA